AUGCCAACUUUCAAUUUCAGCUUCUCGUCGCCGCAUCGGCCUGCCCAUUCCUCGCCUCUCUCAUCGUCUCCCAUUAGACAGAGCUCCCCACCCUUGUCUCCUCGCAACACCAAUACACUUCCCAGAUAUGAUACUCAGUCUUCGCCCAUAAAGACACCCCCGACCAAAUUUAAAUUCGCUGCUCGUAGUGCGAAACCAAAUCCUCUCAGACUGACUCGAGAGACUGCCCAAGAGAGCAGGCGCAACUUGUUCCUGAAGAAUGUACGGAAGCGCGCGGAUGAUAGACAAUGGGAGAGGAGGGGAGGGGACCAGGAGGCUCUGCGACUCGAGUGGUCGAUAUUAGACCGUCAACGGCGGCAGCAAAAGAACGCGGACCUCGAUGGCAUGCUGUUUGAGGAAGAUAUAGAAGACAUCCCAGAGCGUGAGCAAGAUAUGUCGCAAAACCCGGAAGACAUGAUGGUCGAUGUACUGGCCCAGGAAGAGGAGGAAGAACUGAAUGCAAUGCUGGCCAUGCUCGAGACUUCAUCACCACCCCGGGAACGUUUGCAACCCUCGUCCCCGGCACUUUCCGACGAUGAUGACUAUGACAGCAUCUUCAUGGAUCUAAUAUCGCAACAAGAAAGCAGUAGUCAAGGCUUCGUAUCAUCGGGACAGAUGGAUAUGUCGUAA
Molecule: messenger RNA, 669 nt
Organism: Hypoxylon fragiforme
Lineage: Eukaryota; Fungi; Ascomycota; Sordariomycetes; Xylariales; Hypoxylaceae
Exons: 2
Coding region: 1-669 (222 amino acids)
Source: RefSeq, a predicted model, not a curated record